AUGGCGGACCGAUUCCCGAGUUUAGAUGAGUUCGAUGCUGGCCAAUUCGAGGCGCGUGGCGACAGCAAUAUCGAUCUCGUUGGUGAAGACGGUGGCGAUCUCGACUUCGAGGCUAGAGAGCGUGCAGUACUCGGCGAUGCCGCAGACGAGUUCGCGACCGGAAAUGACAAGCUGGCCACAGUUGAGGAUGGUGACGACGACCUGCUCGGCGGAGACUCGUCUUUCCAGGCAAACACCGGCAACGAGGAGAUGAUGGGCUUUGAGAGCUCUUUCCCGGCAAUUGACACAACAAACGAGCAUAUGGCACCCGGUGGCACCAUCACAGGCUCAACUCUCCCCUUCCUCCCCGGCCAACCGCAACCCUCCUUCACCCCAGCGCGAUCAGAUUCACCCGAGCCCGACGUCAUCCGUGAAUGGCGCGAACGCCGCGACCUGCAGAUCCAGCACCGGGACGAAGUCUCAGCCGAGCGCAAGAACAAGACCAUCGACGAAGCACGGCAGAACAUUGACGACUUCUACGAGAAUUACAACAACAAAAAGGACAAAGAGGUAGCGAAGACACGAAAAGAGGCCGAGGAGUUCCUUGCCAGCCGCGACGACACAACUGCUGGCGGAACCAGCUGGGAGCGCAUCGCGAAGCUGGUGGACCUGAGCGGCAAGGGUGUGAAGGGCGGUGCGUCGGGAAGCGAGAAGCAGCGGUUCCGGGAAAUUCUUCUGAGCUUGAGGAAAGACGAGAAGGCUCCCGGCGCUACUGGGUACUAG
Messenger RNA from Didymosphaeria variabile, 762 nucleotides. It is a transcript of the gene clc1, whose product is annotated as Clathrin light chain. Gene Ontology annotation, molecular function: clathrin heavy chain binding; structural molecule activity. Gene Ontology annotation, biological process: clathrin-dependent endocytosis; intracellular protein transport; clathrin coat assembly. Gene Ontology annotation, cellular component: clathrin coat of coated pit; clathrin coat of trans-Golgi network vesicle; plasma membrane. NCBI's taxonomy places the organism in Eukaryota, Fungi, Ascomycota, Dothideomycetes, Pleosporales, Didymosphaeriaceae. The transcript has 3 exons. The record is from RefSeq and is a predicted model, not a curated record. The coding region runs from base 1 to 762 and encodes 253 amino acids.